Molecule: messenger RNA, 1836 nt
Organism: Capronia coronata CBS 617.96
Lineage: Eukaryota; Fungi; Ascomycota; Eurotiomycetes; Chaetothyriales; Herpotrichiellaceae
Exons: 1
Coding region: 1-1836 (611 amino acids)
Biological process (GO): phospholipid transport; mitochondrion organization
Cellular component (GO): ERMES complex
Molecular function (GO): lipid binding
Source: RefSeq, a predicted model, not a curated record
AUGGCCUUCAAUUUCAACUGGUCUCCGUUAUCUACGGACGCCGGAUUUCUCCCACGAGCCCAGGAACUCCUGACCAAUGCUCUCAAUCGAGCCGACCCGAAACCGGCCAUCAUUGUCGACGAGAUCAUAGUGAAUGAGCUCAAUCUGGGCGAUGUCCCUCCGGAGUUGGAGAUCUUGGAAAUCGGCGACCUGGCCGAGGAUAGAUUUCGUGGGACUUUCAAGAUGACCUACAAAGGGAAUGCAUAUCUUACACUGAAGACAAAAGUGCAGGCGAACCCUUUGAACACAUAUCUAGGGACGCGCUCAGCCUUCGCAUCACCACAGCCGUUGGCCGCUGAUAAGGGAUUGACGAUUCCCUUGCAAAUCACCCUUUCGGAGUUUCGAUUGUCCGGAUUCAUCAUCCUCGUGUUCUCGCGACAGAAGGGGUUGACUUUGGUCUUUCGAAAUGAUCCUUUAGAGUCUCUGCGGGUCUCUUCGACUUUUGACUCCAUCCCUUUUGUUGCGAACUUCUUGCAGAAAGAAAUCGAGACUCAGUUGCGAGGGCUUCUUAUGGACGAGCUGCCUGCCAUCAUUCACCGGCUUUCGCUAAGGCUGUGGGUGCCUGAAUACAGAGCGCGCGAAGAACGCGAGCUCGGACCUGCCGAUAUGUCCAAGGACGAAGUCGUAGUCGACCCGCUGGCAAGUCCUCCUCAGGACCCUGUGGACUCGACAGGCGCGGUGUUGACUCCAGCCGAAGUGGCGUCAUUGUCUUUAGACUCGUCGAUCGAGACGCAAUCACUCUUCUCGCGGAAGAACCUACUCCGUCUUGCAACGCUGACCGACUCGCACCGCACGUUGUCGCUAUUCACUCCAUCGAUAAGAGAGGCUGUGUUUCGGGCAUGGACAGGCCCCAUGGAGCGUGGAGAAAUGACUGGCAUUCAAAGCCGAGCGGCCACACCGGCACUGUCCAGGGCACAUUCAUAUGCCGGAAGCCUUAGUACUACUACCACCUACACAUUUGACAGUUCGCCCCACUCUCGCCCUGGCUUGCCGAGCUUUCCUUCUGCUGGCAGUGGGCUAGGUAUGAACAGCACACGCCACGGCCAAGGAGGACACAGAACGCGUAGGAGGAAGAAGCGCGUUGUCGACCUACGAUCACAUCCAGAGACAGGAGUGCUAGAAAUGGUGAGUGAAGACGGCUCGACGGCCGACACAGAAAGUGUGGCGGAAAGUACUUCAACCGGGCCGACUGUGCUAUCUGCACCUGCAGCAACCAUGGCUUCAAAUCCCACUCACGGGCUGGGUCUCGUCACGCCGCCUAAGAGUCCAUUGGCGGGUCAGCGGGUUGGUAUUUCUACCGGUCGAAGGAAUAAUUCGUACGAAACACGGAGCGUCAGCGAAGGAGCUCCAGGCCCUGCCAUUCCGAGUACAGUCGAAGAGCCCACGGGUGACACUCGCAAGGCUUCUCGCGUGCCAGACCUUGAUGCAACCAUCCGUGUGCGGUCACGCAAACGGAUUCCUAUAUCUCUUGAUGAUGAUGAGACGCCAAGCGCAUCGAUGUAUCUGCCUGAUCCGAAAGAUGGUUCUGCCCCUCAACCAGCAACUGAAGCGCAUUCGAACCAGCCAGAAAGGCCUGGCUUCCAUGGCGAGGCUGGGCCUUCGCGGCCACCACUCCCCAACUUCCUUUCCUUCGUCUCAGACUCCUCCAACGCCGGUACGAUUGCGGAGCGGGCGUGGAUGAUGAAGAUGGCCAGUGAGAUGGCCAGACGGUAUGAGGAGGAACGAUUAAGGGGCGAUUUUGGGCCGAUGUCUGCUCGGGACAUGGAGCAACCUCCCCCUCCUGCCUAUGCCCGAUGA